Molecule: messenger RNA, 8044 nt
Organism: Pelobates fuscus (common spadefoot toad)
Lineage: Eukaryota; Metazoa; Chordata; Amphibia; Anura; Pelobatidae
Gene: CACNA2D2
Product: calcium voltage-gated channel auxiliary subunit alpha2delta 2
Exons: 39
Coding region: 93-3494 (1133 amino acids)
Cellular component (GO): voltage-gated calcium channel complex
Molecular function (GO): voltage-gated calcium channel activity
Source: RefSeq, a predicted model, not a curated record
GAUCCCAUCUUCUCCCUCCUCCCUCCCCCGGUCUCCGGCAGUGCUGAGCUUCUCUCCCCGGCUCUGGUUCUCUCCUCUCCAGUCUCCGCAGGAUGAUGAUGCUCGCUCCCCGGGCUCCCUGCCCGCUGCUCCCCCUGCUGUGCCUCAUACUCACCGGGAUCCUGCUCUUACCGGGCACCGAGAGCUUCAGCUUCCCGCAGCAGCACACGAUGCAGUUCUGGGCUAAAAGACUGGAGCACGAAUUUGAACAGGUUAUGAGAAACUUUGGUGGAGUCCAACAACUGCGUGGGCUCUAUAGAGACAAGCGGAACCUGUUUCAGGUGAAGGAAAACGUGCCACGCAAACUGGUUGAAAAGGUCGCUGGCGACAUUGAGACCCUUCUUGCUAAGAAAGUGCGAGCUCUGAAGAGAUUAGCAGAGGCUGCAGAGAAGUUCCAGAAAGCUCAUCGCUGGCAGGACAACAUCAGGGAGGAAGACAUUGAAUAUUAUGACUCCAAAGCGGACACUGAAUACUCUUCCACUUUCUGUUCCCUUCCUGGCUCCCUAUGUCACUUUGACUAUGUCCCGCAGGAUGACCCAGAGGGGGAGGAGGAACAAAGUGAGCCCACGCACUCAUUAAAGUUGGAUUUUACUGAUGAUCUAAAUUUUAAGACGAAGGUGAACUACUCCUACACAGCAGUGCAGAUCCCGACAGACAUCUACAAAGGCUCUACAGUCAUCCUAAACGAGCUAAACUGGACAGAUGCCCUAGAAGAUGUCUUUAUCCAGAACCGAAACGAGGAUCCCACUCUGCUAUGGCAGGUGUUUGGCAGUGCCACAGGUGUCACAAGAUAUUACCCAGCCACUCCGUGGAGAGCACCGAGCAAGAUUGACCUUUAUGAUGUGCGCAGGAGACCAUGGUAUAUACAGGGUGCCUCGUCCCCCAAGGAUAUGGUGAUCAUUGUUGAUGUCAGUGGCAGUGUGAGCGGUCUGACCCUGAAACUCAUGAAGACAUCUGUCAUGGAGAUGUUGGACACUCUGUCUGAUGACGACUAUGUGACUGUUGCCUCUUUCCAUGAGAAGGCGGAACCCGUGUCCUGCUUUCGACAGCUUGUUCAGGCCAAUGUCAGGAACAAGAAGGUGAUAAAAGAAGCCGUGCAAGACAUGGUGGCCAGAGGCACAACGGACUAUAAGGCUGGCUUUGAGUAUGCAUUUAACCAGCUGCAGAAUACAAAUGUCACUCGUGCCAACUGUAACAAAAUGAUCAUGAUGUUCACGGAUGGUGGAGAGGAUCGGGUACAAGAUGUUUUUGAAAAAUACAACUGGCCAAAUAAGACCGUACGAGUGUUCACGUUCUCAGUCGGGCAGCAUAAUUAUGAUGUAACACCUCUACAAUGGAUGGCCUGUGCCAAUAAGGGUUACUAUUUUGAAAUUCCAUCUAUUGGAGCAAUUCGAAUAAACACUCAGGAGUAUCUUGAUGUCCUUGGGCGCCCAAUGGUUCUAGCUGGUAAUGAAGCCAAACAGGUUCAGUGGACAAAUGUCUAUCAGGAUGCACUGGGUCUUGGGUUAGUUGUUACUGGAACACUGCCUGUAUUCAACCUUACUGAGGACCCUUAUAGUGGGAAGAAUCAGCUGAUUCUUGGUGUAAUGGGGAUUGAUGUGGCAUUGGAUGAUAUACACCGAUUGAUGCCAAGAUACAGCUUGGGGGCCAACGGUUACAUGUUUGCGAUCGAUCUGAAUGGAUAUGUUCUGCUUCAUCCCAACUUGAAGCCACAAGUCAUCAAUUUCCAAGAGCCAGUUACGUUGGACUUUUUGGAUGCUGAGUUAGAAGAUGAAAAUAAAGAGGAGAUACGCAGGAAUAUGAUCGAUGGGAAGGAAGGCCACCAGUUAAUUCGUACACUGGUGAAAUCGCUGGAUGAGAGAUAUAUUGAUGAAUCUGAAAGAACGUACACUUGGGCCCCAAUACAUAGUACAAACUACAGCCUGGGUCUGGUGUUACCUUUGUACAGCUCCUUUUACCUCCGUGCUAAUCUGAGCGAUCAGAUUCUACAGGUGCAGUAUCCAAACAAGAAAACUAAGGAUUUUGAGUCUUUGAUGCCAAACCACUUUGAGUCUGAUGGUCGGGUUUUCCUUGCCCCAAGAAAGUAUUGUCGAGACUUGGAACAGUCUGAGAACAAUACAGAAUUUUUGCUGAAUUUUAUCUCUCUUAUGGAGAAAGUGACGCCGGACUCUAAGCAGUGUGACAGUUUUCUUCUGCACAACCUGAUCUUGGACACAGGAAUCACACGAGAUCUGGCAGAGAGAGUGUGGAAGGACAAAGAUUUACUCACAUACGGACUCCUUGCUGUUUUUGCUGCUACCGAUGGCGGAAUAACCAGAGUUUUCCCCAACAAAGCUGCUGAUGAUUGGACGGAAGACAUGGAGCCACACAACGCCACAUACUAUCGCCGCAGUCUAGACAAUAAGGGUUACAUCUUCCGAGCACCUUACAGGGAAUCUGGGUAUCAUCCUUCAGAGCUCGAGAACAAUACUGUCGGUAUCCUGGUCAGCACUGCUGUAGAACUUGAGAUUGACGGCAAGAGGCUUAAACCAGCAGUUGUUGGGGUGAAGUUAGACCUUGAGUCUUGGGUGGAGAAGUUCAAAGUCCUGGCCAGUAACCAGUCAAUGACAAACCCACAGGGACCACGCAGGUGCAGCCCCACUGCUAGCUGUGAAAUGGACUGCGAUGUUAACAACGAGGACCUAUUAUGUGUGCUGAUCGAUGAUGGAGGAUUCCUUGUCAUGUCUAACCAGCAAGAUCACUGGAGUCAGGUGGGGAAGUUCUUCAGUGAAGUGGACCCUAAUCUCAUGGCUGCUCUGUAUAAUAACUCAUUCUUCACACGUAAAGAAUCGUAUGAUUAUCAGUCUCUCUGUGCACCGAAAACUGAGAGCAACAAGGGAGCUGCACCCCGUGGUAUCUUUGUGCCCACCAUAGCAGAUAUCCUGAACCUCGCCUGGUUAUCUUCAGCAGCUGCCUGGUCACUACUUCAGCAUCUCCUGUUUAGUCUAACAUACAGCAGCUGGAUGCAGGCAGAUGAUGUUGCAGGUGAAAACAUGGAGCCCAGAGAAGCAAGUUGCAUCAUGAAACAGACACAGUAUUACUUCAAUGGGAUCAAUGCCACAUACUCGGCUGGCAUUGAUUGCGGCCCUUGUUCUCGAUAUUUUCAUGCUCAGAGACUCUCCAACACCAACCUUCUCUUUGUGGUGGCUGAAAAAAUGCUCUGCAGUCAGUGUGAUUCCAUUAAAAUGGAUCAAGCUGAGACACGCUCUGAGGGGCCCGAGCAGUGUGAGCUGGUUCAAAGGCCACGUUAUCGGAAAGGACCUCACGUCUGUUUUGAUUACAACACUAUGGAGGACACAUCAGACUGUGGCAGAGGCUCUCUAUUCCGGCCGUCGUGGCUUUUGCUGGCACUGCUUCAAGUAUUGCUCCUAUGUGUUGUCCCCAGCUUUUCGUCCGCCUCCAGUCGGGGCCUCUAGACCUGCCCUUACUUCCCUCCCUCCUUCCUGAGGCCACUUCUUGUUUCCUGAUGCGGUUACCAUGACAACAAGGCAAGCGCCACUCCUGCGCUUUGGGCUGAGUUACCACAACAACCACCACUUAUUUUGGAUGAUUUAAAAUUUUCACCAAGGAUACCUUUCAAUGUCAUAGGGAAGCAUGGCAGUCAGGAAAAUAACAUCCUGGACAGUGGCAGUAUUUACCAUGACAACGAGAUGAACUUCCUGUUUAUUGACCGUGGUAACCAUGGCAAUGUUAAGUACUUCCUGUUUAUCGUCCAUCAGUUUUCUUGGCCUGAAACUGCAUGUUUCGGUCACGUCUGAUCUCUAUGGCGGGGUCAUGAACUCACUGUGACCCUUUGCUCUCUUACCUAAAGUGUGUAAAGGGCCCUUUGAUUUUUCUUUCUGCUCCUACAUUGCAUCGCAGGAGCAUAGGUUACACAAUGAUGCCAUCAUAUGCAUACAUCCUCCAUCUUGUCAAGACUCAUCAUAUCAUGGUCAUAUUGCUUACCCCAGGAGUUGGGUUUACUUUCAUCUUGGAAUGUGCUCUGGGCCAAAGUCACCAGGGAGGUGAUGAAGAGACACUGUGUAGAAAAAAACAUGUCUAUAUGCAGAAUUAGCAAAGUUUGCCAUGUGUCAAUUGUACGUGCAGAGCUCGAUUUUCCAUGCAAAGUGUCAGUUCCCCAUGUCAUAUGUCCGUUCAGAGCCUCACAGCUGGAUGUUGUAAAUGUCCAACCAUCACUUCUACACGUCUCUGUGUAAAUGGUGUUUUUGAUCAUGCUGCAAAGCUACUGCCACAGCCAGGGACGUAUGCUACAUGCGUAGGUGAUGAGCUCAUUACAGCAGCUGAACCCCAGAGGAUGUUCACACACCUCCGUGUCGUACAGUACUGUACCAAAGAAACCGGUCUAUGACUUCUGCCGUCAGAUUUGUACAGGCAUCAGUGGGGACUCUUUGAGGUGUAGUGUACUGCAGUAUACAGUUACACAGAGUGUAUGACUGUGAAAGGAAAAGCAGCAUAAAUUACUACUGGUGCAUUGCCUGACUCCUCCAAAGCGGCAACAGAAUCCACAGGCUAGCCAGUUCAAACAGCAGAACAACCAAGCGCAAAUCACUCUGCAAGCAAGUCAGUGCAGUGCUCUGCGUUUGCAGACACUGUGAUGCUGUAAAAAAAGGGAUGAACCCAAGAACUUGUUAGAACGCAACUCCCACCACUUUCAUCCAGUAUCACAGGCAAUGAGUUGUAGUCCAGCACCAGCUGGUGGGGCAUAUCCGUAUGCAUAUCCUUGCUUUACAGCCUUUAUCAUUUAUCAUGUGUGUGUGAAAUAUACAUUCUGUACAUCUUUAAAAUGUCAUUGUUAAAUUUGAGAAAGUCCCAAAACUUAUUAAGGGAGAUCCUGACUUCAGAAGCACACACAAGGCAACUGCAAACACAACACAAUAGUUAUAUAUCAGGGUCCCCUUGGUUGACCCCACAAGUAGCACAAUAUAACUGAAGGCAGCUUACGUAGAACUCAGAUACUACUGAUCAGUGAAGAAUUGUUGGGAGGUUUUUUUUGGAACUCGAAGAAUGUAUCAUUGAUUUGAAGCUUGGUAUAAUGUUACCGUAUAUAUCUGUGAAAAGUAGCCUGCCCUAUACAGAGAGCAAUCAUCUCUGAAGGGGAUUUGGCCUUUAGAAGCACACACUUGGUACAAACAAUAUUCAUCUGGCCCCCAUGGGUGAUGCAACAUUUAGCACAAAAUACAUGAGAACAGCUUUUUGUGGGCUCAGAUAAUGCUCAAUAAGGGACUGAAGAAAAAUGUUUCACUGCUAUGCACAAUCUGAGUUCAGCACACAUAGUCCAUGAUUACUUAAUUCAAUCUUAUUGAAAGAAAAUAAAUACUGUGCUUGUCAAGAAACCUUCCCUAUACCUUCCUUAAAGUACAGCAACUUCCCUAAAUACGCGGGCACUGUACAGUCCCCUCGAUUACAGCACCUUCCCUAAAUACACCAGGCAGUGUACCCUUCCCUCAAUUACAGCACCCUCCCUGAAUACACCAGACAUUGUACCCUCCCCUCAAUUACAGCAACCUCCCUAAAUACACCAGGCAUUGUACCCUCCCUUAAUUACAGCACCCUCCCUAAAUACACCAGGCAUUGUACCCUCCCCUCAAUUACAGCACCCUCCCUAAAUACACCAGGCAUUGCACCCUCCCCUCAAUUACAGCAACCUCCCUAAAUACACCAGGCAUUGUACCCUCCCCUCAAUUACAGCACCCUCCCUGAAUACACCAGACAUUGUACCCUCCCCUCAAUUACAGCACCCUCCCUAAAUACACCAGGCAUUGUACCCUCCCUUAAUUACAGCACCCUCCCUAAAUACACCAGACAUUGUACCCUCCCCUCAAUUACAACACCCUCCCUAAAUACACCAGGCAUUGUACCCUCCCUUAAUUACAGCACCCUCCCUAAAUACACCAGACAUUGUACCCUCCCUUAAUUACAACACCCUCUCCAUAUACACCAGAUAAUGUACCUUCCCACAAUUACAACACCUUCCCAAAAUAAACCAAGUCCUAUACUUACUAAUGAUUGCAUUAUCCAACUCUGGGUAGUAUUAUUCUACUCUGUUCAGUAUUAUCAUACUCUGGAUACUAUACCUGUCAAUUUUCAUUUCCCACUUUAGUGUAUAAAGUCUACAGACUCUCUUCAUACUGCUGUUCGUGUCAUAUCUCUUUAUUGGCUCUAGCUUCUCCUAUUGACUGACGAAGCCCUUUACACCUUUCGUCAAAAGUACUCUCAGUUGUGCUAAAAAAUUUUGAUUGGUUUGAGCAAAACACCCCUAUUUCCUUCUUCUCAAAAAACACUCCUUUCAUUGAGAGUGAGUCAAGACUCUAGUCUUCCUUCUCCCCAAUUACCCCACGUUCCAGUUAUAUCAUAUCUGUUUUUGCCUGCACCCACCCCAGCAAGCAUCCAGUUACCACUGACAUACAAAUAUUGCCGAGCAUAUGGGUUCUGUGUCCAGGAGCACCUACUUCUCUGCCACCUUUAGACACAACCCAUGGCUUACCUUAUGGACACCUUAUGAGAACAAGUUCUGAUUGCUUAGAUAUGUGAGACAGCUUAAUUGGAAGUGGUUUGGAGAGCUUGGAAAUAGUGAGUAAAAUCUUCAUCAGUGUGAGACCAAGAGUUUGUGAUCAUUUCACAAUAAGGAUACAGCUCCUCAACCGGUAUAACGCAUACUACAAUCACCUGUAACCCAGACCUGUUCCUGUUCCCUGGACAAACAAUUGAUUGAUCAAACAGAUGAUUUAGUUUUCUAUCCCUAAACUACUCUAUCCUCUAUUGCCCCCACCAUCCAGUAAAUCACCUCCCCAGCCAUUUGCCUAUCUCCCUUCCAGUCUUCAUACAGGUUUUUCUAUAUGCAGGCAUGUAAUAUGCAGAUAGAUAUUGCUUUGCCCCAUUACAGUCUUCAUUCUUUUUCCAUGCAUCCUCCAUCAUUAUGGCCCACAGAACGUGGCCAAAAAUACAUAUCAGUGUUAGUAAAGGCAUGGAGUGGUACUUCCUCACUCUUUACUCCAACAUGUAUAGAUGAUGGAGAGGUUGUUACAACAUAUCCUAUGAUCUACUUCUACAUGCCUUUCCUUGUUUGACUUCGGUAGUUAUAUCCCGACUCCUUGCUAUUAGUUCUAGCUUAAUUCCAUUCCAUCUUAAUUCUAGCUGAGGGCAUAAAUUAUUUUUUUUAUGUGGAUUGAGGUGUUCGUUUGAUAUACAUCACUAUGGAUAGGGGAUGUUCUUUUUCAAUAUUAAUCUGAGCUUAUUUUUCUGGGAGACUAUCUGUGCCAAAAAUUCUAAAUUAGAACCAUCUCAACCAGUAGAAGCUCAGAAGAAAAAGCCCAUCUUCUGCCCAUAGUUCAUGUUUUUGGAAGCCCUCUCAUAAAGGUUUCUGGUUACAGUGUGAUUCACAAAUAGACAAUAAAGGCAGAAUAUGUACUUAAGAUAGGACAGAGAGUAGUGUACAGGCAAUAACCAAGUCAUAAUAUGGCAUAUUAAAGCAAAUGUUAAAAUUUCAAAUGAAUGGCUCAAAAAAGAGCGAAGAAGGCCAUUAUACUCCCAUCAUCAGCCAGAUGCUUUAACCAAUGUCAGUGCACAUAGAUCAGUAGUGUUUGCAAAGUUCUUAACUCUUUCAUGUGUGCAUACAUUACUGGAAUUAGAUUUGAGGAGAGAUUGAUUGUGGGGUAAUAGGGAAGGAAGGACAUAUGGUCAUGCAACCAUGUUGCUCACAUAAACCCUUUGCACGAAGAUGAUCGAGCUAGUGGCUCCAAAAUCGUAGUCCUAUUUGCCAAAUAUACUGUGUGGAGCUGUUUGUGGUUUUUUUGCACUUUGUAUUUUUUAUUUUAUUUUAUUUCUGCAUUUAUGAGAACUGUGUGAUGAAAUUUAUUCAGAUGUAUUGCAUAAACUAUUUUAAGAGAGAAAUGUUUAUUUUAUUUAUGUGAUUAUCAUUCUUCAUAUAUCACAAACCAUUAAUUUAAUAAACUGACCUUACAUCUUU